Molecule: messenger RNA, 2338 nt
Organism: Dentiscutata erythropus
Lineage: Eukaryota; Fungi; Glomeromycota; Glomeromycetes; Diversisporales; Gigasporaceae
Source: the annotation of a GenBank genome assembly
AUGUAUACUGAUUCCAAAUUUUUUGAGGAUGCGGGAUCUAUAUAUAUUGGAAUUCAAGUUGAUAAUACAACGUUAGCAAAUAAAUUUCUAGUCAAAAAAGAUGAUUUAUUCAUCCAAAUUCGAGAAAGGCAUGAUUUAAAUAUUACCAAUCGUAUGGAAUUUAUUGGAAAAGAUGGUCAACCAAUUACACGAGAUAAAGAAGAUACAUUAAAUUUAAAAGAUUUUGAGGAUGGUGAUAUUCUAUAUAUUAAAACAAAUAAUGAAUUCACAUUCAUUAAUAUUAAAAUUAACGAUGAACCGAUUAAAGUUCAAUUGCCGAAAAUAUAUUCAUUCAGAGAUGUUCGAAAUGAAUUAAAAAAAUAUAAUGAUAUUUAUAUUAAUGAGUUUAUGCAAUUUUUUUAUGAUGGUGGGCUAAUUCCACGCGAUAAUGAAAGUAGCUUUACCUUACUAAACUUCAAGGCUGAUGAUACUCUAAUAAUUAAAGAUCCGAUGGAUCCUGACUGCAACCUGCUUAUACAAGAAUUUGAAUUGAAGCACGGUUUAAGAAAAAACUUUAAACCUUCCUUAGAGGAUGCUAUUGAGUUUAAAUGUAAAUACAAAGGCAAAAACCAAAAGUGUAAAUGUGUCGUAAGGUGUAAAGAAUAUCGUGCAUAUAAUAAAGAAAAUGAAAAAUACCUUGAUAUAACAGACGGCAAACAGUUUUUAUUUAAAGGGAAUGCUGAGGUAUCAGGCUUAAAUAUUCAAAGCAAAGUCGGAGUCUCAUAUAAAAGCAAGAAUGAAAUUAAUGAACUUAUUAGUACUUUACAUCAGUACCAUACCGUCUUUUAUAUAGAAGCAGAAUUAGAAAUAGAUAACCCAAAGUUAACAGAUAACUUAUUGGAAAAAGUAAAUGAAAUUUUAAUAUUCGAUAAUGAAAUUGAGAAAUUAAGGAACAAAAUAAAUGAUAAGAAAGGAAAUAAUAACGAAUAUCUUCAAGAUCUUGAGAACGUGUCAAAUUUAAAUGAGCGUUAUAAAAAAGAAAUUAGAGACUUUAUAAAAAAAUUAAAGGAGGAUUCCGAAAAUGACCAUAGUAACUUAGAGAGUUUGGAAAAAAUAGUAAAAGACGACCUUGAUAAUAUUUAUAAGACAUUUGGUCAAUUUUACAAAAAAAAGCUUUUCUUUGGUGGAAAGUUAACGAGAACCAAUAUAAAUAAUAGUUUGAUGAAUAAUGAGUCAAGGUCUAGACAAGUAGAUUUUGGUGGUGAAAUUAACGUCGAUGGAAAUGGUAUUGAGUGUUCGGUUCAAAAAUUAAAUGAACUUGAAGAAAUCAAUCAACAAAAAACUGAAAAGGAGAAAUUUUACGCAAAAGGUGGGAAUAGAAAUAUAUAUAAUGAUGACGACCAGAGGGCUUGGAUAGAUUCUUUAUCGGAUUGGAAAAAUUGGGCAGUUAUUGAUUAUGUUGCUGAACCAAUCUUUAAUUUAUUGAAUGAAGAGCAACGUAAUCAAAUUAUUAAGAAAAUUAUAGGAAAAAGAAUUCUGGAAAAAGGUAUUAUACAUAUUGAAAGAAGCAAUAUUGGACCUUAUCAUUCACAUAAUCUUUCCAAGAAAAUAAAUGAAUGUUUAAAAAAGAAAAAGGAUCGUCAAAUUUUUGUCUCUAUUAUAAGUAAGAAAAGGAAAGAUGUCUAUUCUGUUCGUGUGGUCCGUAAUACGAAAACAAAUGAACAUACCCUAUUAAUUCAUUGUAUUGAAGGAAACAAAAGAGAAAUCGAAUUACGUGUCAGAUGGAUAAUUAUUGGUUAUCCAGAUUCAUUUAAUUAUGUGGAGCCCGAAUUUAAUCAUAGUCGUAUUGAAUCUAUUAACAAUUACUUAAUUUCAACUGGUCAUUUGGGUUAUCUAAUUCCAAUUGAAAAUUUGGACAAUUAUUUUCCUUUAAUAACAUGUGUCCAAGAUGUUGAAUCCUCUGAUAAAUUUGAAAUGGCAAAUAUUGCGAUAGGCAUUAAUUUCUUACAAACUAAAGCGCUUAUAUUCGCUUAUAACACCGAAUUAUGUAAGACGUGUGAGAUUGACAAAAAUUUCAAGGCAAAAUUUUCUAUAAAUUACAGCACUAUUCCUGACUACAAUAAUUAUCUUCAACCAAUUUCAUGGAAAAAGCGACACUGGAAUUGGACUAAUUUGAAUUUUAAAAGUAAAGAUGUGUUUUACAAAGAAAAGAACAAUAAAAUAGAAGGAAAAAAGAGAGGAAAAGAUGGUAAAGAAAAACUUGUUUGUAUCUACAACGAAAAAGGAUUUGUAAGUUAUGAUUCAAAAAGUUUAGGAUUCCGAUACCUUAAAUGUUCUGAUAAAAAGGGUAAACUUGAUG